AUGUUCCUCCGCCGCGCCGCACCCGCGCUCACAAAGCGCGUUGUCUUCCAGCCUGCCAUUCGACGAUCCUUUGCAGUCUCCGCGCGGAAAUGGGAGACCAAGGCAAACCCAAAGAUCGGCGAGCCAAGCUCUGAGUUGAAGCCGUUCGAAGGUGAGGGACGAGAUGGGAGGAGCAAGAUGAAGAGGAACAUCACAAGCGAGCGCGAUCUUAUGCCACAGGGUGGUAAGCCGGGUACCAUUCCCACAGAUCUCGAGCAGGCCACCGGUCUCGAGCGUCUCGAAAUUCUCGGAAAGAUGCAGGGUGUGGAUGUCUUCGAUAUGCGCCCACUCGAUGCUUCGCGCAAAGGCACGCUCGAAGACCCAAUCAUCGUCAAGUCCUUCGGCGACGAGCAGUACAUCGGCUGCACCGGAUAUCCAGUAGACUCCCACGUCGUUAUCUGGCUCACAACCUCCCGCGACCGACCCAUCGAGCGCUGCCCAGAGUGCGGAAGCGUGUACAAGAUGGAGUACGUUGGUCCACAAGAUGAUGGACACGGUCACCACGACGACCACGGACACGCAGACACUGAUGGAUCGCACAACUUCGAGGGCGAGCCAAAGACGAUGGCAGAUUUCAUCAAGCCCGAGUACAGAUAG
Messenger RNA from Fulvia fulva, 636 nucleotides. RefSeq names its product Cytochrome c oxidase subunit 4, mitochondrial. The transcript is spliced from 4 exons. The record is from RefSeq and is a predicted model, not a curated record. Gene Ontology annotation, cellular component: mitochondrial envelope. The coding region runs from base 1 to 636 and encodes 211 amino acids. NCBI's taxonomy places the organism in Eukaryota, Fungi, Ascomycota, Dothideomycetes, Mycosphaerellales, Mycosphaerellaceae. Gene Ontology annotation, biological process: mitochondrial electron transport, cytochrome c to oxygen.